This is a messenger RNA of Stegastes partitus (bicolor damselfish), 2616 nucleotides long. RefSeq names its product Kruppel like factor 11a (gene klf11a). The record is from RefSeq and is a predicted model, not a curated record. Lineage: Eukaryota; Metazoa; Chordata; Actinopteri; Pomacentridae. The transcript has 4 exons. Gene Ontology annotation, molecular function: RNA polymerase II cis-regulatory region sequence-specific DNA binding; DNA-binding transcription factor activity, RNA polymerase II-specific. Bases 112 to 1563 code for a protein of 483 amino acids. Gene Ontology annotation, biological process: regulation of transcription by RNA polymerase II.
AGUCUGCUGGCAGCGGCUCAGAUCGUUACCGACCCGCUCUCCGCUGCUGCUGCCGCCGCCGCCGCCGCUGCCUCCGCGUAUUUACUCUGUCAAGCUCCUCUUCCUCCCCUCAUGCUCAGCUUCUCGUCGGAGCGCUCCUGUCAGGUCGACGGUGGGGACGGACGGACGACGGCGGCCAUGGAGCAGAAGCCGUGCGUCGAAUACCAUGACCUGGAGGCCGCCGAGGCUCUCGUCAGCAUGAGUUUCUGGGGUCAAAGGUUGCACAAGCCCCGCCCACUGACCCCCACCUCCGACUCCUGUGACUCCAUCCAGCUCCACCCGGAGGGAGGAGAUGCCCCCAAAGACCUGAUCGCCCUGUCCUCCCUGUGUAUGACUCCACCUCACAGUCCAAGUUUCGCUGAGGCCUCCACCACGGCUGUCCUCACCACCACCACCUCCUCCUCUCUGAGCCCCACCACCAGACAGGUCAUGUCCCGCCCCAGCCUCGCUGUCUACCCCACCCUCAUCAGCGACUCCCACACCUGCCUCCCCCAGCCCUCCUCCUCCCCCGUCACCUCAGAGACCUCAGCACUUCCACCUUACACAGAGUCGUCCUGCGUGGCUCCGCCUGGCAGAGCGAUGGCCACCAGCGUCAUCCGCCACACCGCCGACAGCCUCAGCCUUCCUACGCCUCCACCUGCCAACCAGCCAACAGAAACCUCCAUGUCACCUCUUCCGGGAACUCCAGAGACACCUCCAGCGGAGAAGGUUUUACCUCCUCCAUCUCCUGAAAUCCCGUCCUCUCCUCCCUCCGCAGCGUCUCCUCCUCACUCCGCCCCGCUGUCUUCCUCUACGGUCUCCUCCUCUCCGGUCCUCUGCCAGGUUUUCCCAGUGAGCAGCCGGACGGGGAUGAUCUCAGCCUUCGUUCAGGCUCCGGUUCAGGUGCAGACUCAGGGGGGACCCAAACCCAUCCUGCCCCAGUCUCCUGCUUCCAGCUUCGCUCAGCCUCUGUUGGUGGGCUCCGCCGUGCCGCAGGGCACCGUGAUGUUCGUGGUGCCCCAGCCACCCGUCUCCCAGACAUCGCAGGGCCCGCAGACUGUCAUGACCCUGGGCAACACCAAGCUCCUUCCCCUGGCCCCGGCUCCAGUUUAUAUGCCGUCAGGAGCAAGCAGCGGCGCCUCGCAGGCCGACUUCUCCCGCAGGCGAAACUACGUUUGCACCUUCCCCGGCUGCAAGAAGACCUACUUUAAGAGUUCACACCUGAAGGCUCACCUGCGCACACAUACAGGUGAAAAGCCGUUCAGCUGUCACUGGGAGGGCUGCGACAAAAAGUUUGCCCGCUCCGACGAGCUCUCCCGCCACCGCCGAACGCACACUGGCGAGAAGAAGUUCGUCUGCACCGUGUGCGACCGGCGCUUCAUGCGCAGCGACCACUUGACCAAACACGCCCGGCGGCACAUGACCACCAAAAGGGCGUCAUCAUGGCCCACCGAAACCCGAGACCUCAGCAAGGGCGCCCUGAACAAGGGCCAAAACAGGGGCCCCGCGCUUCCUGUCAGUAUGUUGGUCCCCACCGCCAACUAACAGACUCACAGAGCCCACAGGGCCAACUCAGGACCCCGGGGGGGGAUGAAACGACCGCCAACCGGACUCUCAAAGUAAAAAUGUGUGGUUGUUUCAAUCAGCUCCACCAGCCACAUCAGGACGAUGUUUUCUACUCUACCCGUCAUCGGGCCCCGGCUACGUUUACAAGACUCUCAGAACAGGGUCAGAAAAACCUGGGGAAAUCAGAUUAGGAAUUUCUUGUUAAGAUGGCCGUCCUACUGAGUGUUCAAGUACUCGGAUCCUUUAAUCAAGUAAAAGUACUUUGUAUUCAUGCCACAGUAAUUAAAUGAUUAAGAGUAUUUGUAUAAGAUCCGAGUGCUGCCAUUGUCUGGUUAAUAUCAUAUAUCACGUAGACGGAGCUGACAGCUGAGGACAGCGAGUUUCCCGCCCUGCUCAGGACAUUUUAUUCCCAUGAACCACAAACUCACCGCUGGAGGACAUGAAGGCGGCAGGCUGCUAUUCAUUCACAGACAGAAACCAACAAAAACCUGACAUUGCACUGGAUUUUUUUAAUCUUGCUUGUUUUUGUACUCUCUCCGUGUAUAAUCAUGUUUACUUCAUGUGUACAUGUCACGUUUAGCAAAAUGUAUGCACUCUUUCUAUUGUUUGCCAAAGCCUCUGUAUCGUGCUUCUGUUAUUAGCCUACUUCUGUUUAUUUGUCUGACUGUAAAUAUUGUAAAUAUAUUGAUAUCUAUAUGAAUGUUACGUGUAUUCCAAUCUGCAUUUAUUGACAGUACGAGUUAUUGAUAUUUUAAAAACGUCAGUGGACAGUAUUCAUCACUGUGAUACUACCUACUAUCUUUGCUUUACACAUUAUUAUUAUUAUUUAAUAAACAUUUGUUGAGGAAAAAGUGCUGUUUUUGAUAGCUUGAUUUGGCCCAUAGUGUAGCCAGUAAGAAAAUACCUCAUGUUAUUAAAUGUUAUUCUUAAUAAUAACAGCUUAUAUCGGAAUAAUCCCAUUUCUGAACAUUUGCCUGUAAGCGAUGGUAAAGAAUAUGGCUUUUAUAAUAAAACCUUACCACAAAAAUCAGA